Molecule: messenger RNA, 8395 nt
Organism: Manduca sexta (tobacco hornworm)
Lineage: Eukaryota; Metazoa; Arthropoda; Insecta; Lepidoptera; Sphingidae
Product: agrin
Exons: 26
Coding region: 87-6221 (2044 amino acids)
Biological process (GO): multicellular organism development; cell differentiation
Molecular function (GO): calcium ion binding; protein binding
Source: RefSeq, a predicted model, not a curated record
AUGGUUGCGGAUUUUCAUUUACAGCGCCGUUGAUGAUGUUUUUUGUAGUGAAACAUAAGCUCAAAUGAGGCGAUUAAGCGUUAAAGAUGAACAGGCCGGCCUACGAUUACACCGUGCCUGCAUCCACCACAUAUCACGCGAGCACUAACAGGCCACCGCAGUACGAGCGUGGUUACGGACAACUCACAGCCGGCCCAUUAUACAGUCCGUCUUCCCAUCCUCUAUCCAAUUAUGCAGAUGUGUAUGAGGGUAAUAACGACACCACACUUAGAGCUGAAGAGAGACACUGGUAUAUAGAAAAUCACAAGAACUUACAACCCACCUAUGAAGUUAAUCAUGACACUGUACCUCAAGAUGCCAAAAUUAAAAAAGAAGAAGAGAAGAAAACAGAGGUUCCUGUCAGACGCGCGGAUGUCGCGCAAACGAGGCAGCGGAGGAAAGAGGACCGCUGCUCUUGUGAAUGUUGGCCUACUACAGACAAUAAUGUUGCACAAGAUGCCGUUGGUAAUGAGACCACGAGGUCUCUGUCGAGAGUGGAUAUGGUUGCGUCGUACGGUGUGUACAGUAAUAACCACGAAGACGAAAACUCGGGCUUCGCACGACUCUCGGAGAAAAGUGCGAUAUAUGGACAAGGGAGCGAGGCUCCUGUACAAGGUGUAAUAGUGAAUCAGCAAGGGAACAGUGCUGUAGUGCGAGCUGAGUCUCCCACGGAACCUUCCUGUGGCAAGUGUUGUGCCUGGUCCUCGAGCCCUCCGGCCGCCAACUCAGAAGACUACUGUUGGCUGCAUUACUGUCGGCCUGCACUGAUUGUUCUUUUACUUUUAUUUUUUCUAGUUUUGCUGGGUGUGUCAACAGGGUUUUUACUGACGAAUAAUUAUCUUCAUUACCAACCUCGACCGCCUGCCCCAGAAGAGGCGUGUGAAAAAACGUUUUGUCGAUGGGGUGCGGAGUGUGUGUCCCUGGGGGACGGACGUGCCCAUUGCGCCUGUCCUGCGAGCUGCCCGCCGACCGCCGCGCCCGUGUGUUCGACUGCUGGCCGGACCUACCGCAACCAUUGCUACCUACGUAAGGAGGCGUGCGAACGAAGGCUGAAUCUGCGCGUCAAGCAUGAUGGCGAAUGCGAAGCCGGGGAUCCAUGCGCCGGAGUGUCCUGCCCAGUCGGAGCUCGCUGCGUGGCGAGCUAUGGCCAGCCUGAAUGCAGGUGUCCACGGAGUUGUCAACGACGGAAGCCUGUCUGCGGAACCGACGGGAAGGAGUAUCCAUCAGCGUGCCAUCUGGACAAACAUGCCUGUGAUAAUACUCUCAAUAUAAGCAUCAAAUAUCACGGAAAAUGUGAUCCUUGCUCGGAACACGAGUGUGCGGACGGGGGUGUGUGCCAGCUAAACGAAGCGCGCGCGCCGGUAUGUCGCUGCGGUCCAUCUUGCGAGCUGGUGGCGCGUCCAGGAUCCGCUGUCUGCGGCUCGGACUACAGAGACUAUCCUGGCGAAUGUGCACUGCGACAGGAGUCGUGCCGAACCCGACAACAGCUCACUAUUGCUUAUAGAGGAGAAUGCGCUUCAGCCCAACAUCCAUGCGAAUCCGUGAAGUGUGGACUUCGGGAGCAGUGCUCGCUGGACGCGCGUGGCGUGGCUGUGUGCGGCUGUGGCGCGGAGUGCGAGGCCGUUGUGCGGCUUGUGUGCGCCACAGACGGACGCACCUACGACAGCCCGUGCCACCUCGACCGAAUCGCGUGUCUAGAGGGACGCGAUAUAAGAGUCGCGUAUGCCGGUCCUUGUGGUCUGGAAAACCCGUGUGCACGCGUUAAAUGCCCGUGGGGAGGAGCGUGUAUAGCCCGUAAUGGCGCCGCGCAAUGUGCGUGUCCUGUGUGUGACGCUGCGCUUGCGCCGGUCUGCGCCUCCGACCACAACACUUACGGCACUGAGUGCAAAAUGCGCAUGCACGCUUGCCAGGAGGGAAUAAACGAAGGAGAGCUACGUGCUCUAUACAAUGGAACUUGUCAGACAUGCGCCGACAUCGUUUGCCAAGGCGGCGGGGACUGCAUCGUCGACGGGGACACGGGCCGCCCUGUAUGUCAUUGCAACCACAACUGCACUGAAGCGCAGGAGUCGGCCGCGGUAUGCGGGACAGAUGGUCAGACCUAUCCCUCACAAUGUGAACUGGACUCGACAGCGUGUCGCGAGCAAAGUGAUUUGCGGCUCGCCUACAAAGGAGACUGCGCUUUGUGCGAAGACGUUCAAUGCUCGUUCGGGGCGAUCUGCGCGGCUGGUGAAUGCAUCUGUCCCACCGAUUGUACUGGGGCCGCUCGUGAGCCCGUCUGUAGCAGCACCAUGCAGACAUACCCUAAUGAAUGUGAACUGCAGAAGGCCGCCUGCCGACUCCCUCCACCUGGCACACUCCACGUCAUCUUCUACGGAGAUUGCAAAGACAGACUCGCCGUUGUACCACCGAUCGCUAUGACGACGACCGCGAUGACCACGACCGAGGCGGAGGAAGGGCCGACGGAUUCUUCAGGCGCCACUGACCUUGGCACUGUCAGCCCUACUGCCUGUCGAGACAUUCGGUGUGACUUCGGAGCCAGCUGCGAGAUAGGUCCAGAUGGUUACCCUCGCUGUUCCUGCCCCUUCGAAUGUCCACAUGACGAUGAGUACUUCCCCGUCUGCGCUUCUGAUUUUCGACUUUAUCCCAGCAUGUGUGCUAUGCGGAAGGAAGGUUGUCAAGAACAACUCGAAUUGAGACUUCGACCAUUGGAUCUAUGUAAAGGUAUGGAAGUAAGGCCUUGCGGUAACAACAAGGCAAUGGUUGAUCCAACAACUGGUCUUGAAAUUGACUGCGGUAAUGGGCCACACCGGCAAGAUUGCCCCGUCGGUAGCUAUUGCCAUAUUACAUUGACUGCCGCAAGAUGUUGCCCCAAAAAUGAUACGCGGCAACAGGACGAGAAGAAAGACAUUCAUUGCGGCGAGAGCGCGUUCGGAUGUUGUGCGGACGGCAGCACUGCGGCUACGGGGCCUAAUGAGGAGGGAUGUCCGAUAACGAGUUCGACUUGCGGCUGCAAUCGCCUCGGCUCGGUGUCGGAUCGAUGCGACGAGGGUGGUCAGUGUGUUUGUCGGCCGGGCGUGGGCGGUCUGAAGUGCGACCGCUGCGAGCCCGGCUACUGGGGGCUGCCGAGGAUCGGCUCCGGUCAUACUGGUUGCAUACCAUGCGGUUGUUCCGCGUUCGGUUCAGUGCGUGAAGAUUGCGAACAAAUGACAGGACGAUGUGUAUGUCGUACUGGAGUUCAAGGGCAGAAGUGUACUGUGUGCGCUGACCACCGCCGUAGAUUAGGACCUAAUGGAUGCUCUGAUCCGGAGAGCGGCGGCGUGGUUUCUUCGUGUGCCGAAUUAUCAUGCUACUUUGGAGCCGUAUGCACGGAACGGACCGGCGGCGCUCUCUGCGAGUGUGCAGCUGCUCCGUGUCCUGACAGCGAUACCAACAUGCUGGUAUGUGGUAGCGAUGGGAAGACUUAUGAAUCGGAGUGUCACCUUAAGUUGCAAGCAUGUCGCACGCAAGAGGAUAUCGUGGUUCAGGCGUUCGGACCUUGCAAGUUGGGAGAAGUGGCUGGCACCGCUGGUCCACCGCGUCCCUCCUCCCCUAUACAAUUCACACAACAAGACGACGGCGCCGCCUCCAAGUCUACCAGGCAUUUGCUCAAUCCCAACUACAACAAAUACGAUUGGACGAGGAAGGAAACACCAAGCGAUUUUGAAGGCGUUCUUUCGGGCCAGAAAUUUAAAGGUUCGCAAACAGCAACAACCGCAACGCUGGGCGCGGUGGGCGCAUUACUGGGGGACCUGUGCACUGAGGAUGCUGACUGCGUGGCACUGCCUGGAGCCUAUUGUCCGCACGGAGGCUGUGUUUGCAGACCUGGAUACACGCCCACUGUUCACAGGAAAGCAUGUGUUGAACAAAUACCGCAAGAGACAACUGAGGAAUACAGCGCUUGUUUAUCAGAGCCAUGCUACAACCUGGGCACAUGUAUCGACUUGCCAGGCUCCACUUACACUUGUCAGUGUGCGGGAUCCUUCACGGGAGCCAAUUGUGAAUCUCUCGCAAAAGAUGGUCUUCUCAACAACUACAUCGAAACACCAUCUUUUGACGGUUCAUCCUACAUACGACUAAAACCCUUAAAGGCUUACCACAAGUUGAAUAUCGAUAUCGAAUUUAAAGCUUUUUCCGAGAAUGGCGUCAUAUUGUACAAUCAGCAAAAACCGGAUGGCACGGGCGAUUUUGUUUCGCUCGCUUUGGUCAACGGAUAUUUAGAGUUUAGGUAUAAUCUAGGGAAUGGUGUAUUAAUUUUGACAUCUUUGGAGAAAAUAUCAUUGAAUGAAUAUCACAAGGUAUCUGCAAAACGAUAUCAUCGAGACGGAAUCUUGGCCGUUGAUGACAUGGAAGAUGUCGUUGGACAAUCAAGCGGUCACCUCAAAGCAUUAGAUCUCGCUGAAGAUGCUUUUAUCGGAACUGUACCCACAAAUUAUUCCAGGGUAUUCGAUAAUAUCGGCACUCGAAGCGGGUUUAUCGGUUGCGUAAAAUCCUUGAGGAUAAUUCGUCAUCAAGUGACAAAGAAGUUGGGCCGUCCAGACUCAUUAGUCGUCGCUAUAGAAAACGUUCGAGAGUGCCAAUCUAACCCGUGUAUGAGUAUUCCGUGCAAGAAUGGUGGCACGUGUAAAUCCAUAGAGGGGUCGGCGACCGAAUAUACUUGUAGCUGCCCUAUCGGAUUUCAAGGAGCCAAUUGUGACGAGAGAUUAGAUCCGUGCGAGUCGAAUCCCUGCGGAUAUGAUGAGGGGCUAUUGUGUGACAUAGGACCCGAAGGCGGCCACGUCUGCCGCUGUUUAUUUGGAGGUGAAAUUGGUUCUAACGGAAAUACUUGCAGUAAUGACGUUAAUGUGAUACAAGAGACUUGGACGCCCCAAUUCAAUGGUACGAGCUAUAUCGAAUUACCGCCACUCGAAGGGCUGGGGAAAGCGUUCCGAAUAGAAAUUUGGUUUUUAACGAACCGAUUUUCCGGAAUGCUUCUUUACACCGGCCAGUCUAAUAAAGCCAAAGGGGAUUUCAUUGCGAUUAACUUAGUUAAUGGUUACCUACAAUUUAGGUACAAUUUGGGAAGCGGUAUCGCUAAUAUAACGUCUCCGGUGCCUAUAACAAAAGGUCGUUGGCAUCGGGCGAGAGUGUCCCGAUCUGGUCGUCACGGAAGCUUACAGCUCGACCACCACCCGACACAGAGGGGACACUCUGCGCCUCCUCUCACUCACUUAGAACUCACGCUGCCUUUGUUCAUUGGAUCUUUGCCCGCCUACAUCCGCCCACACAAAAUGUCAGGAGUGACCAGCAGUUUUAUUGGAGCAGUGCAACAGGUUUUUGUGAACGGGAAUCCACUUACUUUGUACGGUGGCGACAUAGCGAAGUGUACUAUAGUACAAGAAGAGGAGCGUUUACCUUGUGCCACGACAGGGGUCUCGAAGUACACUGGCCCGCCGUGUGGAGACGGAUUAACACCGUGUAAAAACAACGGGUCAUGUGUACCUCUACUAAAUGAAUACAAAUGUAUAUGCCGCGAUGGGUACAAAGGAAGAAAUUGUGAAAUUCAACAUCCCACUGUGGAAAUGUUAAACGAGAGAACGCCAGUUAAUUUUGACGGAAAUAAUUAUUUCUCGUACAGAAGCAGAGGAAGCCGUAGGAAUAGCGGAGCUCGCGGUAUUAGAUAUGAAAUUAAAUUUCGGACGUACAAUGAAUCAGGUCUUUUAUUAUGGAGACGGAAGAUCGGAAUAAGACCACGUGAUUUUAUUGGACUUGGUUUGGGCGACGGGAAACUUCAGUUGAUUUACACUGAUACUGAUGUGAAAGAAAUAAACUCUGCUACCCACGAGGAUUGGUUCCAAUGUGUGGAGUCCAAGGUACGGGUGAAUGAUGGGAGAUGGCACACGGCAACCAUCAGACGGAGGAAAAGAUUGGCCAUGUUGCAAGUAGAUGACAAACCUCCUGUAAGAGGGUACUCUCAGUCCUUGCUGGUACCUUCGAAAUCCAACCCCAAGCUUUGGAUAGGCGGAUCGCCAUCGCUGCCUCUAGGGUUGCCAUCUUCUCUCUACACUGGUCUGCGCGGGUGUGUUGCCAGUGUGAAAGCAAACGGACGUCACAUUGACCUCGGCACACCCAUACGACCUGCGACUGAAGUAAGACAUUGCGAAUAAAAAUCGCCGAAAAUUAUUGAGAUUACGCAAAAACGAUUUUGAGAUAAAAAAAAUGAAAGUAUUAUUUUGUAGCUGUUCUGUUGAAUAGUUUGAUAGUACCUGUUUAAUGUUAUGUACCUAAUACAUAUCCAUUCCAUUUCAAUUGCAUUUUAGUAAUUGUCAUAGUUAGUAAUAUUUCUUAAAGGAACCGGGACUAAGUCCGUUGAAUAGCAUCGCAUGCAUUUUUACAUAAAAUUAGAUCGACCAGACUUAGUGGCCAUGUCUUGCAUUUUAUUUAUAAUAAAUAGUUUGUAAGUAGUCGAUUGUACCGGCAAAUAUAAUAUCGACAACAUAAACUACAGUUAAGACUGAAAUAACAUAUGCAUGGAAAUCUACAAAUUACAUGAAAAUUUAGGGUGCUUAGAUAUUACUCAAAAAAAUAAUUUGUAUUCACCUAAAAUAUCAUUGUUUUUACUUAACCAAAAGAAUGUGCUGCCAUAAUAAUUUACGUUGUAGCUAUAGGUGUUAAUGUUUAUAUUCAGUUUGUAUAGGUGCUUGAUACGCCAGAUUUUACAAACAUUUUAUACUCAGAGUAUAAAUGAAAAGAGGUAAAUAAAUGAUAAAUAACUUGGAUAUUUUCCCCGUGAAUCCUGACAUAAAUAUUAUAUAGUUGUUAGAUUAGUUCGUUUCAAGAAAAUUAAUUGCGAAGAAAGUUUUAAAAACUUUCAUUCGAGUGAAGUUGAAAAUGAUUGAUGAUGGCAACAUUCCAUUUGUGACUAACACGUUUUGUCCACAACUAAAUGUCCAUUUUAGGAAUAAUCAGCCUUCUGUUUUGAUCUUGUUCUAUGACAUAAAGAUCAACUUUAUUUUAAUUACUAUUAAUUUAAUUAAUUUAAAUAAACAGUGCCAUAGUAAUUGUACAGUAAGUAGCUAUGUUCAUAGAUGUUGAUUUCUAUCAAAAAUAUGUUCUAUUAAGAAUUAAACAGCCAUGUUGUGUACUUAAGUAAUUAUGGAACAUAAUUAUUUUCUUUUAUAAAAGCAUUUUAGUAGACAUUUCUAUUUCUUAUUUAUCUUCGUCAUCGUAAAUUUAAUUAAGAAUUUAUUUUCAGUCUUGCGUAUGUCUAUAUAAGAAAUGGAUCUGUUCACGACUUACUUUAAUUUGAUAUCUCAUCAUUGCCAUAUAAUUUUGUAAUAUAUGUACAUAAUUCUCUAGACUAGUUUACGUUUAAGUCGCUUAAUUUUCUUUAGGAGCAAUGUCCGUAAACGCUACGAAACGUAUACUAACAUAAACCUACUCGUGGAUAAACCCCAACGGGGCCAUCGAGAUAUGCUCUUGAAGUCGGUUCUAUGUUUGAUGUAUAGUUGAACUUUCAAAUAAGUACCUUACAGCGCAGUAUUAAAGUUACAUUUAAGACACGUAGUCUACUCUGCUUUGAACGAAAUUAAUAUCACACUAAUUUUCUUUUUAAAAACAAUACGUGCGUGAGAUUUACUUGCAUAAAUGUUGUAAACUGAGGUAUGUUUUAUCGUUGUGAAAAUUAACCAAAACGGCUUAGAAUAGCUACUACAAAAUGUACUAAAUAAAUAACGAAUUUGAAUUUUAUUUGUAAGAGUGUAAAUUUUAAAAUUACCUAAUGUUAUGUAUAGAAAAAUUAUUUGGUAAAUAGAAAUUAGAACGGAUUAUCUAAGGUAAUCAUUUUGUUUUUCUAAUGUGCUAAUUUGAGCGCUGAUUUUUGGAACUAAGUUGUUUUUCUACUCUUCAUCUAGAGGAAUACUUGUAAGGUAAUGAUACUAAUAAAGUAAAACAAUGACAAUAUUAAAUCUAUAUAAUAUCAGAACGACUUUUAGCGUUUCGUUCGUAUUAGACGUGCUUCGUGUUAAGCGAGUCAUAACCAAUACUCUUAUAGAUUUAGAUCGGACCCUGUCACCGUUAAUUCUUGGUAAUUGUAUAAUCUAUUUGUGAUAAAGAUUAAUAGACACCUUAUAUGGAAAACGUUAGAAAUGUUUACGAAAUCUACCUGAAGGAACGGAGGCAAGGGUUAGCAGCAAUAUAUUUACCUACCUGUAGGUACAAUAAUGUAUCACUGGGUCUUACAUAUCUUCCAGUCCAAUUUGUUACGCAAUGUGUGUUUCGAUGUAACUAUCUUAGUUUAUUGAAUAUAAAACGAUUAAUAAAAGAGACUGCAAUCCGCAAA